AACGCCAUAAUGCCUGUGUCGCAAACCUCCCACCGCCCAAGUCGCAAACGCCCACCGCGUCGCACACUCUCCGCCGGAACGCCCACCGUUCCGUCGCUCUGCCGCCGCCCCUCUCGCAAAAUUUCCCCUGUCCACUCCGUCGCACACUCUGCUGGUUUGUGAUUUACUGGAAACCGCCGCUGGAAGCUACAACGCUGGUUUGUGAUUUACACUGCCCUCGUCUACAACCGCUGGAAGCGACCGCCGGAAACGAUCGGAAGCGACCGCCGGAAACUCCCCUGCACGCUGGUUUGUGAUUUACACUGCUGUCCAAAACCUUCACUCAUGGCAUUCUUCUUCAACGGUGGCAUUAGCCUUCCCUUCGCCGGCGCUGAAUUUAGGGCUUGGAUUCCCGCGAUAUUGAGAUGGAUAGCUGCUGCAAGUGGAGGAAUGAUGUGCGGUUAUUCUCAACAGAUUUUAGGUGGUCUCUUAAGCAUGCCCAUUUUCCUUAAUAAGCUUUCAAGGGCAUGGUAUCUUAGACAAGAAAUGUCAUACUCCACCAACUUCUGCGAUGCCCAAAGUGUAGGAAUGAUUUAUUUCUCAACUCUAUUUACAUUUGGGACUUGUGUUGGAGGCUUUCUUGGCUUGGUGAUGCAUUCAAGAAGGUGGCCCAGGUUCACUUCUUUCCUUGGAGCUGUAUUGGUAUUAGGUGGUGCUGUCACAUCUGCUGCCUUGGUGGAUCCAUUCCCCAUCAUCAGCACACUUUUGUUUCUCCUCAUAGGGACGGGCAUUGGCAUGAUUAGGGUGGGUAUUCCUGUAUUACUACUGCGGAUAUCUCCCGACCAUGCCAGGGAUAGUUUAGACCGUGCAUUUGAUCUUUCUUUUUCAUUAGGAGGAUUUGUUUGUUACCUUACAAAUUAUUUAGUCUAUAAGUUUUCUAAGCUUCAUUGGGUUUCAGUCUUUAUUGUUUUAGGAGUUAUUGUUCUCGUAUUUCUUUUGGCAUUAAUUUUGGUUGGUAGAAUUAAUGCAAGAGAUACUACUGAGCCUUAUAGACCUAUCCGUGUGUUGAUGCGUGAGCAUCGGCCUCUUGUGAUAUUUAGGGUAGGUUUCGGUAUACUUCCCCAACUUUUAGGGCUAGGGUCACUAGUCUUGGUCCCUUUUGCCUUUGAGUCUAUUAAUUUUGGGGCAAAUGACCUACCAUUUACUGCUUUAGUAGUAUGGGGUGCACUUGCAUUUGUUAUUACCACUAUUUCUUCGUUUUACGUCAUCCCUCGUUUUGGGAGGGGUACGAUCUUCCUAUCUUUACUGGCUUUUGCACUUUCCCAGGUUAGUUUGGGACCUGUUUUGCGACGUGCUGGUAAUGCUAGGAACGGCAUCUUGAGGUAUCCAUUCAACCGCAUUGUGUUUGUUCUUCUAGCUUUCGGUUUUUCCUCACAGGCCAUAGUUGUCGGUCCUUAUGGAUGGACUUCAAGCACAUAUCCCUUGGAGUUGGCAAGAGUAGGGCGUGCUAUUGAGUUUAUUGCUAGUCAGUUUUUUGUUACGUGUUUGAUGGUCUUAGUUUCUAAUUUAACGUGUGUUUUUAAUGAAUGGGCAUUUGUAUUUUUUAGUUUUAUUGCAUUAGUAUGUAUGAGAAUGGUUUGGAUUUAUGGAAGAGACUAGUAGUACUACUA
Molecule: messenger RNA, 1649 nt
Organism: Ipomoea triloba (trilobed morning glory)
Lineage: Eukaryota; Viridiplantae; Streptophyta; Magnoliopsida; Solanales; Convolvulaceae
Product: sugar transport protein 13-like
Exons: 6
Coding region: 325-1638 (437 amino acids)
Biological process (GO): transmembrane transport
Cellular component (GO): membrane
Molecular function (GO): carbohydrate transmembrane transporter activity
Source: RefSeq, a predicted model, not a curated record